AUGACUACGUCGCGCCCCGCGCUUGCUUCGGAAGACAACCGCGGCGAUAUGCACCCUGCAUUUCCGCCUGGUUUUGAGAAGCUUGGCCAGUCGCCCGAUGCACUUGCUGCACUGCAGCAGUUGACAAAGGUGCUGCAGCAGAACGGCGUGGAUGUGACUGGAAAGACACGUCCCAGCAUGGUUCAACUCGCCACUCUUGCGACCAAGAAGGAGGUGCGCGAGGCGACGGCAAAGGUGGUCGAGGAGCUGAAAAAAGUUGGCGUCGAUCUUACGCCGGAGCGCCUGCAGAGCCUUAUGAAUGGCGACUUUAGCAGCAAGUAA
Malassezia vespertilionis is the source of this 321-nucleotide messenger RNA. RefSeq lists its product as uncharacterized. NCBI's taxonomy places the organism in Eukaryota, Fungi, Basidiomycota, Malasseziomycetes, Malasseziales, Malasseziaceae. The transcript is spliced from 2 exons. The record is from RefSeq and is a predicted model, not a curated record. The coding region runs from base 1 to 321 and encodes 106 amino acids.